AUGGUGUAUGAAGGAUGCGGGAUAGUUGCAGUGGCAGGGGACCAGGACGACCUAAUCUACCUGAAUCACGCGCGCAAGCUCAGCCUCAGUGGGAACGUGCUGUUCGAGCACGCCGACCUCCAGCAGGCGCAGGUGGAAUUGCGUUCUAUCUCUUCGUUACGGGCCAGGUGGACCGCGCCUUCAAAUAUUCCAGGUUGGCGCUCCGCUCUACGCUCGCCCUCGGUUGUUAACCUGCGACUCAUCUACUACCGCGUGCACCACGCCUCCAAAGAGGCGCGCAGCCGGCUGUGGUGGUCAAUCUACCUAUUCCCAAGCUGA
Molecule: messenger RNA, 318 nt
Organism: Aspergillus novofumigatus IBT 16806
Lineage: Eukaryota; Fungi; Ascomycota; Eurotiomycetes; Eurotiales; Aspergillaceae
Exons: 1
Coding region: 1-318 (105 amino acids)
Source: RefSeq, a predicted model, not a curated record